AUGGAGGACAUGGGAGGGGCCUCGGUGCAGGCCCACCAAGCCCUGGCAGCUGAUGCCCAGCCGCCCCCGGGCGCCCGGGGGCUCAUCCCUGACGGUCGACACCUACUGGAUGAGGACACCUUCACCGAGAACUUCCGCAGUGAUAAUCGGCCGCCCAGGACCUACCUCUGCUACGAGGUGGAGCGUCCCGAUCGGGGCUCCGGGGUCCCUCUGGACCAGGACAAGGGCAUCCUGCGCAAUAAGAGUGCCCCGGGACCUGAGGUCCCCUGCCACGCGGAGUCCCGCUUGCUGGAGCAGAUCCAGUCCUGGGACCUGGGCCCGAAGCUCCACUAUAGGGUCACCUGCUUUCUCUCCUGGAGCCCCUGCACUGACUGUGCCCAGGACAUGGCUCAGUUCCUGAAGGAGAGCAGCCACGUGAGCCUGAGCCUCUUCGCCUCCCGCCUCUAUACCCGCGGACACUAUGACGAGGGCUUGCGCACCCUGAAGAGGGCUGGGGCCAGCAUGGCCAUCAUGACCUCCAGGGAGUUUGAGCACUGCUGGACCGCCUUCGAGCACCACAAGGGAAACCCCUUCCAGCCCUGGCCAGGUCUGGCCAUGGAGAGUGGGAAAUUCUCUGAGAAACUGCAGCGCAUUCCCCGGCUUGAGCAGCCAGGGGCUGGGAGGCCGUGCUGGGCGGGCAGCGUUGGGGCCUCGCCAGAGUGGUUCCGUGCCAAAGCAGGAAGGAGGUGGGGCCUCGGUGGAGGCGGCCUAGGAGGUCUCAGAUCCCGAGGGGGGGGGGGCUUUCCUAAAGCAAAGCCGCUGAGAAGAAUGGAGCCCUGGCGCCACCGCCCAAGAGACCCAAUGGGGUGGAUAAGUCCUGAAACCUUCUUCUUCCACUUCCCAAGCCUGCGCUACGCUUUCGGGCGGAACUCCUGCUACCUCUGCUUCCAAGUGGAAAGAGAAGGGAAGGGGCACUCCUCCUAUGACUGGGGGGUCUUUCAAAACAAGGUCUAUUUCGAGGCUCCCUACCACGCAGAAUUCUGCUUCCUCUCUUGGUUCUGUGACCAGGAUCUGUCCCCUGACGAGCAUUACCAUGUCACCUGGUUCUUAUCCUGGAGCCCCUGCCCCACCUGUGCAGAGGAGGUGGUCAGAUUCCUGAGGGAAUACAGGAACGUGACGCUGAGCAUCUUCACCGCCCGCCUCUACUACUUCUGGCGCCCAGAUUUCCAGGACGGGCUUUACAGGCUAUGGUCUGCAGGGGUCCACCUGGAUGUCAUGUCUUUUGAAGAUUAUGAAUACUGUUGGGACACCUUUGUGGACCACAAUGGGAUGCGCUUCCGGAGUCGGGAUCUAUUAAGAGAUAAUGAUUUCCUGGCCACAGAGCUUGAGAGUAUUCUUAGAACCACAAUGAAUCCACUACAACAAGAAAUAUUCUUCUAUCAGUUCGGCAACCAGCCCCGGGCCCCAAAGCCCUACCACCGGAGGAAGACCUACUUGUGCUACCAGCUGAAGCCACAUGACGGCUCCGUAACUGCCAAAGCCUGCCUUCAAAACAAGAAGAAGCGCCAUGCAGAAAUUCGCUUUAUUGACAGUAUCAUGGCACUAAAACUGGAAAAAGACCGGAGAUUUGAAAUCACCUGCUAUGUCACGUGGAGCCCCUGCCCCACCUGUGCGAAGGAACUGGUUGCAUUUGCCAGAAAACACAGCCACAUCAGCCUGCGGCUCUUUGCCUCCCGCCUGUAUUUCCACUGGCUCCAGGAGAAUAAGCAGGGGCUGAAGCAACUGCACGCAUCUGGGAUCCCAGUGGCUGUCAUGAGCUCCCUGGAGUUUGAGGACUGCUGGAGGGAGUUUGUGGACAACCAGGGCAAGCCUUUCCAGCCCUGGAACAAGCUGGAACAGUACAGUAAAAACAUAACCCGUCGGCUCCGGAAGAUCCUCAAGCAGCCGCCGCAGAAUGAUUUAGAGAAUGAAUUCAGAAAUUUGCAUCUUUGAUGACCAUCAAUCGCCUACCCCCCACCCCCCCAGCCCCCCCACCCCUCCCCGUCCCUGGAGCAUCUCAAUGCUUCAUAAACUGCUGACUUUUAGGAGCAACUUGUGAGUUCCACAGGCACACCUGAGCCUCCCCCGAGUCCAGAAAACCUUCCUUGCCUCCUUCAUUCUUUUGUUCCUCUUUUUUUUUUAAAUAAGUGGAUAUGUAUUUUUAUAACUGAAAAGAUAAAAAUAAUUUUUAGGUCUGUAAAACUUGGGUUAUUUUCUAAAAGGGAGAUCAGGACUUUCCCUCACAAAAAAUGAGUAUAAAGGACUUUUUAUCCUACUGCACCAAGAAAAAAAUGUAUUUGAGAAUUCCCUCUAAAGUCUAGAAUAGUUGGAUCAUUUUGUCAUCCCAAUAUUCUCUGUUCCUUCUGAGUAUCUACUGUGUGUCUAAAUAAAUAAGAUAAAACUGU
Messenger RNA from Zalophus californianus (California sea lion), 2423 nucleotides. It is a transcript of the gene APOBEC3B, whose product is annotated as apolipoprotein B mRNA editing enzyme catalytic subunit 3B. The transcript has 14 exons. Gene Ontology annotation, molecular function: zinc ion binding; cytidine deaminase activity; RNA binding. Gene Ontology annotation, cellular component: nucleus; cytoplasm; P-body. Lineage: Eukaryota; Metazoa; Chordata; Mammalia; Carnivora; Otariidae. Gene Ontology annotation, biological process: negative regulation of single stranded viral RNA replication via double stranded DNA intermediate; cytidine to uridine editing; defense response to virus. Bases 1 to 1971 code for a protein of 656 amino acids. The record is from RefSeq and is a predicted model, not a curated record.